This is a messenger RNA of Saccoglossus kowalevskii, 5932 nucleotides long. RefSeq names its product MORC family CW-type zinc finger protein 3-like. Gene Ontology annotation, cellular component: nucleus. Gene Ontology annotation, molecular function: zinc ion binding; ATP hydrolysis activity. The record is from RefSeq and is a predicted model, not a curated record. Lineage: Eukaryota; Metazoa; Hemichordata; Enteropneusta; Harrimaniidae.
AUGGAAGAGGAGCCUAUGAUCGAGGAAGUACGGUACUUCAAGGCAAUUGGACAUCUCACUGGCAACGGAAUGCAUGAAGUGAUCAGAAAUUGGAAAAAUCAAUAUGGUUAUGUGUAUGGGGUGUAUUUUGGACGAGAACCGUACCUUAUUAUUUCUGACUUAGAUAUGUUGAAGGAUAUACUCGUCGGGAAAUUCAACUGUUUCCCAAACAGACGGAUGUCCGUGUUAAUAAGGCAAUGCACAGACAACAUGAUGACACAUUUAAGUAAUUGUGCCAAUGAUGGUGAUGGAUCUAUAGACCUUAAGGAGAAAUUUAGUGCUUAUUCUAAUGACUGUUUACUCAGUGCUGCAUUUGGUGUAGAAAUCGACUCUCAGAGUGAGGAAAGCAAUCAAUUCAUCGUAAACUUGAAACAAAUGUUGAGUCAACUAAACAUGAACUUGAUGUUGACCCUUCGAAUUAUCUUACCGUUUCUGCGACCAUUAUUCGACUUUUUCAACUUGAAAGUUAUCCCUCAUAAUUUGAUGAAUUAUUUUGUCAUGGAAACCAAUCAGACGAUUGAAUUCAGAAAAUCACAAGAUGAUCCGAGAAUUGACUUGCUACAGUUAAUGUUGAAUGCUCACAAAGAUGUGAAGGAAGGAGAAUUAGAUGAAGAGGAACGCAUGAAACUAACCAAUAAUGAAAUACUUGGACAGGUGAAUACACUGUCUGAUUUCAUUUUCGCAUUCUAUCAUGCAGAUUUGCGCUAUUUAAACUGUUGGCUUGCUGAUUCAGUGACGAGACCUGGGAAGGCUGGACUCAUAAUGGACAUACACGAUACACUAAAUGAACCAUUGGAAGUUCAGAACAUUAUCAAAGAAUUGCACCUUGUCCCGUGCCCAGAAGGAGGGUAUUACAUACAAACGUACCGGUCUGGUUCAGAACCUAUGUCGUCAUCUGCACUAACCGACAUUAAUGGCACUGUAAUGGCACCUGUUGGACGCAGGAAUUCAGUGCGUAAUAUCUGCACAUCCAUAGUGUAUCUACUGACCAAGAAUUCCCCGAUAGAUUUCCUGCAUCGAAAUGAAUCCGAUAUGGUGAGGUAUUACCAUGGCGGGGGGACAGUUCAGGUUUACAUACUUUCACCCGACGGUAAACUUCAUCAACAUAGACUAGGAAUGAAUUUCUCUGCGGGAGAUGUUCUGCAAGUGGUGACGCCCGGUGGCUUCUGGGAAGCCUUGGAGCUGGUUGAUGGCGAUUGGGCUCUGCAGGGGGAGGCAAUGGCCCCAGGGUUCGACGAUCGCGACUUGGUUCUUGGGACACAGGAAUCGAUUUCCCAUUUCUCAAGAGAAAUUAGGAAUAUGUUGAAACGAUACAUUUAUUCAGAUGUGAAGGAAGGAGAAUUAGAUGAAGAGGAACGCAUGAAACUAACCAAUAAUGAAAUACUUGGACAGGAUAAGCUGCGUGACGAAAUCAAUGACGUAAUGAUACGACACGAUCAUCCUGGCUAUGAUGCCCAACGUGAGAUGUCAUACUUGGACCAAGUCUGCUGCGAAGCUCUGCGUAUCUUUCCACCCAUUACAUCAACAGACCGUCAAUGUAGCGAGGAUUGUGUCAUUUCGGGUAAUAUAUUUGUCCCAAAAGACGUUAAUAUCCACAUACCUAUUUGGGCAAUUCACCAUGAUCCGGAAAUAUAUCCUGAUCCUGAGAAAUUCGACCCUCAAAGAUUCUCUGCAGUGGAACUUAACAAACGACAUUCCUAUGCAUGGCUUCCAUUCGGCGGUGGUCCUCGUGUGUGUCUUGGGAUGCGUCUUGCGAUGUUAGAAUCAAAGUACGCUAUUGUGAGAAUUCUGCAGAAAUACAAGUUGGAGACGUGCGCAGAGACUGAGAUGUCCCCGAAAUAUCUGCAUACCAAUUCGACAUCGCAUACAUGGCCGUUCUCUGCAAUUGCCGAACUCAUAGACAAUGCCUAUGAUCCCGAUGUCUCAGCCAAGCAAAUGUGGAUUGAUGUACGUUACAUUAAAAAUGAAUUGUGUCUGUCAUUUACUGACGACGGUGCUGGAAUGUUACCGGAUAAACUCCACAAAAUGUUGAGUUUUGGGUACUGCGAGAAGGUUGAGGUUAAUGGACACAGACCUGUUGGACAUUAUGGUAAUGGGUUUAAAAGUGGUUCCAUGAGACUAGGAAAAGAUGCUUUGGUUUUAACAAAGAGAGAGAAAUACAUGUCAGCUGGUUUGUUAUCACAGACCUAUCUGAGUGCUAUCAAUGCGGACACUAUUAUGGUUCCUAUUGUUGCCUGGCAUAGCAUUACAAAACGGAACAAGAAAUUCUGCGUGAGUUUCAGGCCAUUGAAGGUGAUCAUGGCACGAGAAUUAUUAUUUAUCGACUCAGAACACAGUAAUUAUGUGUUGUGUAGUGUUCUCUUCAUUGCAUAUUUCAACAAGAAUUUAACAACAUACAUGCUUGUUACGAAGCAGGGUGCUACUAGAUCCUAUCAAUCUGCACCGGCAAAUGCCCAGAUACCAUUGGAUAGACCUGACCAAUCGUGGGUGCAAUGUGAUCGAUGUCUCAAGUGGAGAAAGCUACCAGACACAGUACAUGCAGAUUCUUUGCUUGAAAAGUGGUUCUGUGAAAUGAAUACAGACCCUGUAUACAGUCGAUGUAACGUUCCUGAGGAGCCAGAAGACCCAAUAGAUAAUGACCGACCAAGUUAUGACAAAAGUACUAUGAGACGAAUGGAAAGAGAUAAACUGCAGAGAGCAAUUGAUGAAAGGAAUCGGCAAAAAAUGAUAGAACAAAGGAAGAUCGUGGAAAUGCAGCGACAGAUACAGAAAAAAGAUGCAGAGUUGCAAGUUAAAAAUAAACAGAUUGAACAUGAAAAGAAAAAACAAUUAUUAGUCAAAGCGAGAGGACUUCUUACACCAGAUGAGCUUAGAUUUCGUGAAAAUAUGGAAAAACAAACGCAAUUGCUGAUGCAACAGCUUGAGAAACAGCGCGAGGAACUAGCAAGGCAGCAAGAAAAGAUAAGACAGCAGCAGAUGAAUGGUAAACAGGUUGCAAGACAAGUUGAUUCCAAACCUGUUGGUCUUACACCGGUUGCAGGCACAAGUAAAUCGUCGUACAUUGUUACCAAACCACUACUCAAAAGAACACCAACACCAAUUAACAAUACCACUGCUGCUGGAAUACCAGAUAUGAAAAGAAUCAAACGAGAACCAGGAACACAAGAUUGUGUAAUUGUGAUUGAUGACGAUGAGGAUUCCCUCUCCAAUUGUGCAAGUUCUUCCCCUGCUAAUAGGAAAACAGUAUGCACUAGCGUUAACAGUACGCAGACAGACACAGUGGAAAUAAAAACUAGCAUUCCAGAUGACUCUAUACAGAAACUAUCAUCGCUGGAACAGCAGCAGGUGUUAAUGCAGAAAUCUAGGGAGCUUGGACAACUGAGGAGGAAUGUUGCAAAACUUUUACAGGUUCUUGUGCCGGAGUUGGACUUGGCCGACAAUGAUAUUGACAUUGAGAGUAAUGAAAUGGAUGAACUUUUACGACAGGUUUUAGAUGCAAAUAAAACCAACUGACAUCAUUAGAAUACAUAUAGAUUUGUGCUCAGCUUAUACACCUGUGUAAUAUAUAAAAGUUAUAAAAUGAACAUUUAUACAGCAUUUUUAUCCAAUUCCAGCAAUCGUGUGUGGUAUAUUACCACUUUUUUUGUACGGUUGUUUUUUAUAUAGAUACAAAAAUGUAGGCAGUACACAAAACGUCAAUAUCUCACUCACAAAUCAAGAUAUAAAAACACCAUCUAUUAUCAUUGCAACCCUAUUAACAGUAUAAUUUCAGAAAAGCAAUUUCUAGCUUCUCUUCAAGGUAGGUAAGGCCUAGAAUGUUUUUACCAUUAUACAUUUUCCACACUUGAGAGCGUUUAUAAGAACACAUUUCUGUGAAAGUAGCUGUGACUUACUGGGUUUUUGUAGCUUUUACUCGCAAAAAAUUGAAUAUUCAUUCCUUGUGAAAUUAGAUUGACUUAUUGUUAUGGAAAGUGUAAAAAGAUUUAUGACACAUUUGUCUUUUUAGCUUUUUAUAGCUGCUUUAGAUAUAAAGUGGCAUCCAUAUAGCUGCUAUAUUUUUAAAGCAGUCUUUUUAGAAAAUUUGUCCUAUUUUGGAAGUAGAAUGGCAAUUGUAAUAACAUACAACAUUUUCUUGCAACAUUUACAGUGAAAGGCAUGAAGCUGAUUGACCAAUCCGGAAAUGAUACAGCGUCAUCUUUGCAAAUUUAAAUUAUUAUUGAUAGAUAGUUAAACAUCUUCCAAUCAACAAGCCCUUUAUUUUGAAUAGUGGGUGAUGGAAGUUAUGUCACUUAAUAUACUUAAUAUUCACAAAAUAUUUUUUUAAAGGCUUUAACAUAAACAGUAAUCAGGUCAUGAACUAAAUUCCUAUUUUGUGAGUUAUCCUGACAAAUUGCCAAUCACAAACUGUUAUUUAUCUAAACAACCUAAAAUUUUGCCAUUGCCACGAAACUCAACCCAAACUUUCAGGUUCGUACUGUGCAAAUACUUUAACCCCAAGGCAAACCUAAUAUUCCUUCAGAACUGUUCUAAUCAUGUCUUAUACAUGUAAAAAUGACGAUCCUUUAAAGAAAAUGGUCAGUGUUGUAUAGAAGUGCAUGUUUUAUGAAAGAACCGCAACUCUACCUUGUUUUUAAAAUAUCUUGAAUUGUCAGGUUACUGCUUUUUUGGUAUUCUUUGUUGCAAAAGUAUGAUGGUCAAUUUUGAUGAAGUAAGGGUUCUUAACUUUAAAUAUAUUGCCUUUCCGAAAGACAAAACUAUAAAAACAGAAAAUUCAAGUUCAAAAUAAAAUUGCGCAUUUCACAUGAUAUGCAAGAUCUCGCUCAUAUCUUGAAAAUACCCAUUGCCAUGUGGGAAAUGUACAUGUUUAAAAUACCGCUUUUUUUUAGCCAUGUUUAGAUUUGUUAUUUCUUCUUUGAACAUUUGUUUUAUGCAUGUUCUCUUCAAGGGCUAUGAAUAAUUAAAAUAUGCACAUAGCAAACAGUCUUUAUAGUUUAAGGCAUGGGCAUAGUUGAUUUGCCAAAAUAGCACUGUGUUGUUUUUAAUUGGGGGGGGGGGGGGUUAAUGUAAAAUGAGGAGAUGCUCAGUUUUUAAUAUCCAUUGACCUGUAGUUCAGUUUGUGUGUGAACUCAUUAGCCUUUUUCUCUGUGUCUUGCAGUGUAUAUAGUUCAAUUAGUUUAAAGAGAACUUCAUCUUAUAGUCCCCUAAAGUUGACGAAAUUUUUAAUUAUUUUGUAAAUUGUAUUUUUCAGUUUAUUUUCUUUGCUUUGUCAGUGGAAUUCAACUUAACAUGUUGUAAUUUGCAUAUUGAAAUUCGUUGUAUUUCAUUCAAUCAAUCAAUUACAGUUGGUGAAAUACUAUUCCUAAAUAUGCUCGCUCCAUUAUUUAAAAAAAUCAUGUAGAUGUGCUCCUAAUAGAGCAAGUAUGGUAAUGUAAAUUAUGUUUUUAGACAUCAAAAUCGUUUCCUAAAAAAUUCUUUUCUAUCCACCAACCAAUGCCAAAUGUACAAUGACUUCCCAUUAAUUCUGAAAACCCCUAUACACCUAGUAACACACUAUGUAUUCAAAGUGACCAAUAAUAAAUGAAAUGCAAACUUUAUACAACAUAAUAUGCAAAUAAUAUGUGAAGUUGGAACUUCGACGUCUAUAGUGCUGCGUACUGUCAGUUACAUUUAGAAUUCAGGUAAAAUAUAUCACUAUAAAUGUGUUUAAUUUAAUAUUGGUCACAAGAACAUACCAUUCUUAUUUUUUUUUUUUUGUCAAAAAAGAUAUUCAUACUUAAAAAUUGGGUGACGAAACUUUUGUUUUGUAUGUCUGAUCAGUAUUUGACACUUUUUGUAAUAUAUCACUUCCUCAGUGAAUGAUGCAAUAUUAUAUCUUAAUAAAAUGAAUUGUGUA